Messenger RNA from Microplitis demolitor, 2020 nucleotides. RefSeq lists its product as uncharacterized. Bases 20 to 1807 code for a protein of 595 amino acids. The transcript is spliced from 6 exons. Lineage: Eukaryota; Metazoa; Arthropoda; Insecta; Hymenoptera; Braconidae. The record is from RefSeq and is a predicted model, not a curated record.
AAGUGUUAAAAAAAAAAAAAUGAAUUUGAGAGUGAUUAUUUUUUUAAACAUCGCCACGUGCGUAUGGACACGUCCAUCAAAUUUGAAUUUAAAUCUGCAGAAUAAUAAAAAUGAUAAUUAUUUAUUGAAACGAGUGAGCCGGAGUUUGGAUGGAUCUGAAAAAAAUUUUCCAUUCAGUCCAAAAACAUUGGAGACGAUGUUGGAGAAAGCGAUAUUAAAAAUAAUAACUGGAGACUUGAGUAAUGGGGAUUUAUUAUUAUUGAGAAGUUUGAAUUAUAGCUUAGAGGAAAUAUUGGCGAUAAGAGACCGGGAGUUUAAAAAAAAUGACGACAAUUAUUUGGGGGGCAGAAAUAACUUUAGGGAAGUUUUUGAUGAAAAUUUAGAGCCCACGGAAAAGUAUAAUAAUUUUUUUAAAAAAAAUGAUGAUGGAGAUGAUGACAGUAUUGACAUUGACGCUUACAAUAGACAAGCGGUUUUGGAUUACGAAAAUUUGGCGAAUAAGAUGGAGGAAUUUGAAAGGGGAAAUGAAGAUGGGGGUGGGGGUGAUAUUGAAAAAAAUGUGGGAGAAAAUAAAACGGAUGAUAAUGAUGAUCACUUGGCAUUCGCUCGAGCAAUGGAACCGCAUGUCGUUUUCAAAAUCGGUUAUAAUGAAACCGGAAAUGAAAAUAAUGGCAGUGAAAAAUUGGAAAUGAGCACGAGUGUAAAUAAUUUAUUUCAUGACUUGUCUACUGUUUUGCCUGGGACAGCGAAACCUGAUGGUAAAUUAGAGGAAAAUGAGUCGGUGGAGGGUCAAAGGGGGAGGGAAGAAAAGCCGGGUAAGAAGGUGUCGGAGUAUGAGGGACUGGAGUGGGUUGAAGAUGAUGUUUAUCGCGUGAUACCUGAGGCGCUGAAUGAACAAGUUGAUGAGAGUGAGGAAGAGAGGGGGGACGAUGCAUCUGAUGACGAAUUUGGGUUUGAGGGCUUUGAUGUGAGGGAUCAAGAGGUAAAGGGGGCUAAUGACUCUUGGAAUUACGAUAAUGGAAAUUUGUCGGCUUAUCAGCAAUUGGCGUUAGCGCAUCGACGAGAUGGGAAUCAAUCGAGCUUUGAUAGUCAAGGGCAAAAAGCUAUUGAGGAUAUCAAGCUGAGGGUUCUGGCAAUGACAGGACGGUUCAAUCUUACGUCAACUGAUAACCAAGUCCAACGAGAAAGACUUACGAUGUUCACACCCAGUUGUGAGGUUCCCAAAAAUACCGACGCUGAAAUUUGGGCAGACCCUUUUUCAAUGAACAUGUACUUUCAAAUAAAUCUGACGUCCAACGACCAUGUGGUCGCCGCGAAAUUGCGUCUGUAUAAACUUCCUCAGAACAUGAGCUUGUUAUCGAGCACCAACAGUCCGUCAGAAGAAGAAGACGAAGAAGAUAAAAAAAUAAGGAUAUCAAUUUACUUUUACAUGCGAUCGCUAAAGAAACAUCGAUCGAAGAAAAAACUAAUGGACAGUGUGGUGACUCCAUUGACAUCUGAGGGCAGCCAUUUGGCUUUGGAUGUCCGACAAGCGCUGAGAUAUUGGCGCCAGGUUCCGAGAAUUCACGCCAGUGGGACCAAUAAUCAUGGACUGGUGGUCCAAGUCGAGGACCAGGAGGGAAGGCCUCUCAAACCAGCUCUCUAUGUCCAGGAUAGCUGUCACGCGGAUGAUAACACAGAUAACAAGGCAUACCAACGCGUCCCUGCACUCUUCUUUAGAGCCUGUUCUCGUUACGUUCGCGUCGUAAAUGGAGAAGCAGUGACUUACAUAAACUGCAAACAUAAAUCGUCAAGGCAUCGAUCGUAGAAUUAAUUAAUAUAUAAUAAUAAUUACAAUAAACAUAAUUUUAAUUUUUCAUAUAAAAAAAAAGAAUUCGCUUAAUUUUCACAGACUGUCAAUUUUUAUAUUAUUAUUUUUAUUUAUCAGUAAAUAAGUGAAAAAUUUAUAAUUAUUUAUUAAUUAUUAAUUGUAAAUAGAUAAAAUUAUUCUACAGUUAAUUAUAUUCCAAUUGUUUUUUCA